AUGUCUGAAACCAUCGAGGCUGGAUUCCAUCUUGCUGACAGUAAUGGUUACAUGCUUGGUCGAGGACACAGUGCAGCCUGUCGUCUCAAUCUCCAAUUCUUCCUGUGGAAGGAAUCUCUGAGAUUCAACAUCCACCCCUCCAUCCCCAUCAGCUCCAACCCUGUCAUUGCAGAUCUCGGCACUGGAACUGGCAUUUGGCUGAUCAAUCUUUCACGCGAGCUUCCCACGGCCACGCUCGACGGCUACGAUGUCGAUUUGUCCAAUAGUCCACCCAGGGAAUGGCUUCCAGAACGCCUCCACCUUCACCAUUGGGAUCUUUUCACACCAGUCCCUGACCACAUGGUUGGUAAAUACGACGUAGUUCACCUCCGCCUCCUCAUUCUCGUCGUGCAGAACAGCGAUCCGACCCCGGUUAUCCAAAAUGUGGCCCGUCUGCUUAAGCCUGGGGGCUAUGUCCAGUGGGACGACCUCAAUUACCCCGGUACCCAUAUCAGAAGGGCCAAUCCCUCGAUGAAGGCCCCGGCGUUCGACCGUCUCCGCCAAUUCGUCUAUUCGAAUGGACGCCACGAUUGGGUGCUCAACUUGCCGGAACUGUUGGCGCAGAAUGGGUUUACGGACACGCGACUGGAGCAUUUUGAUGACAGCAUUGAGCUGUCUACGGCAAAUGGAGAACAACAUUUGGCGACAAUGGAUGAGUUUGUAUUGUCAUUGGAGAAGAAGAACAUGAUGGAGGAUGCGCAGAAUAUUCGUCAAUUGCUGAAGGAUGUUGCCGUGGAGGCAGUGCACGGUGUAGCUUUGUCCAUGCCGCGGGUUGUGGCUGUCGGAAGAAAAGCAUGA
Messenger RNA from Penicillium diatomitis, 837 nucleotides. RefSeq lists its product as uncharacterized. The record is from RefSeq and is a predicted model, not a curated record. The transcript has a single exon. Bases 1 to 837 code for a protein of 278 amino acids. NCBI's taxonomy places the organism in Eukaryota, Fungi, Ascomycota, Eurotiomycetes, Eurotiales, Aspergillaceae.